Messenger RNA from Zea mays, 3420 nucleotides. RefSeq names its product pentatricopeptide repeat-containing protein At4g21065. The transcript has 2 exons. Gene Ontology annotation, biological process: RNA modification. NCBI's taxonomy places the organism in Eukaryota, Viridiplantae, Streptophyta, Magnoliopsida, Poales, Poaceae. Gene Ontology annotation, molecular function: RNA binding; zinc ion binding; protein binding. The record is from RefSeq and is a predicted model, not a curated record. Bases 367 to 2304 code for a protein of 645 amino acids.
CUUGGACGAAGCUCAGUCAGUUGAUAGCAAUCUAAGCUAAGCCCACGUUUAGCCAAAUUGCAAAUUUUUCGCCGGCCGGCCGCCUGCGCCCUAACACUUACACCACACGAGCCCACGGCCGCACAGAUGACCGGCCGCCGGCCACCCACGCUGGCGAGGAUCUAGUUCCUGCGAGACUGACUUCAUCGAAUCGAUGAGGCGGCAGACGGCGGGCGACAUCCCGCGGCGUUGAGAAGCUGCGGUCCACCUUCUCGGUCGGUGGGCCGUCGGCGUCGGAGUCUCGGACGUCGGACCACCAACGGCGGCGUCCGAGAGCUGGUCCUGGAGUGUACUUCGUGCAACAACCAUCGCGGCAUCGCCCGCCGUAUGCGCGGCCCGAAGAUGCUGACAUCCAUGCUCUCAAAAUCAACAGCCUCGCCGUCUCCGGCACGCCUCUAUCACCUCCUCCCCGUCUCUUCCCUCCAAACGACCAGCGAUCUCCGUCCUGCACCCAAUGGCGCAUCUCCUCCACCUCCGCCUCCUGCUCAAAUCCCCGCCUUCCUCUCCCCGUGCCCAUCUCCGUACAACCAUAGCAAUUACGCCACCAUCCUCCGAUCCUGCGUCCUCUCCAGAGCCGUUCGGCCCGGUCGGCAGCUCCACGCCAGGCUCCUCGUGUCGGGCACUGGCCUCGAUGCGGUCCUCGCCACCAGGCUUGUUGACCUAUACGCGUCUUGCGGCCAUGUGUCUCUUGCCCGUCGUGUGUUCGACGAAAUGCCCAACCAGGGGAACGUCUUUCUGUGGAACGUGCUCAUCCGUGCCUAUGCACGCGACGGGCCAUGCGAGGCGGCAAUAGAACUGUACCGCGCGAUGCUGGCAUAUGGUAGCAUGAAACCAGACAACUUCACCUAUCCGCCGGUUCUCAAGGCGUGCGCUGCACUCCUGGACCUGAGCGCUGGCCGGGAGGUGCACGAUCGUGUCAUGCGAACGAAUUGGGCCACUGAUGUUUUUGUAUGUACAGGCCUCAUCGACAUGUACGCCAAGUGUGGUUGCAUGGACGAGGCUUGGGCGGUGUUUAAUGACACCACAAUCAGGGAUGCUGCGGUGUGGAAUUCGAUGAUUGCAGCAUGUGGGCAAAAUGGGCGACCAGCAGAGGCGCUCACUCUGUGCCGUAACAUGGCGGCUGAAGGCAUUGCGCCAACGAUCGCCACUCUGGUGAGUGCGAUAUCAGCUGCAGCUGUUGCGUCUGCGCUGCCUAGAGGGAGGGAGCUGCAUGGAUAUGGUUGGAGGAGAGGGUUUGGAUCACAGGACAAGCUGAAGACUUCCCUUCUCGACAUGUAUGCCAAGAGUGGUUGGGUUAUGGUGGCGCAUGUUCUCUUUGAGCAACUUUUACACAGGGAGCUUAUUUCUUGGAAUGCCAUGAUCUGCGGAUUUGGGAUGCAUGGCCAUGCUGAUCAUGCAUUUGAGCUGUUUAGCAGAAUGCGGAGUGAGGCUCAGGUGAUGCCUGACCAUAUUACUUUUGUUGGAGUCCUAUCUGCUUGUAACCAUGGAGGAAUGGUACAAGAAGCAAAAGAAGUAUUUGAUCUGAUGGUGACUGUAUAUUCCAUCAAGCCGACAGUGCAGCAUUACACCUGCCUUGUAGAUGUUCUUGGUCACUCUGGUAGGUUCAAAGAAGCUUCUGAUGUUAUUAAAGGAAUGUUGGUGAAGCCAGAUUCAGGGAUAUGGGGUGCACUGCUAAAUGGUUGUAAGAUUCACAAAAAUGUUGAGCUAGCUGAAUUAGCCCUGCAAAAACUGAUUGAAUUGGAGCCUGAAGAUGCUGGUAACUAUGUGCUUCUAUCUAAUAUAUAUGCUGAAUCUGGGAAAUGGGAAGAAGCUGCAAGGGUGAGGAAGCUGAUGACCAAUAGAGGCUUGAAAAAGAUCAUUGCUUGUAGCUGGAUCGAAUUGAAAGGGAAGUUCCAUGGUUUUCUUGUGGGUGAUGCUUCUCAUCCUAGAUCAGAUGAUAUAUAUGAAGAGUUGGAGCGAUUGGAAGGUCUCAUCAGUCAAACUGGCUAUGUGCCUGACACCACGCCGGUUUUCCAUAAUGUGGAAGAUGAUGAAAAGAGGAACAUGGUAUGGGGCCACAGCGAGAGGUUGGCCAUUGCAUUUGGACUCAUUAGUACACCGCCUAGGACAAAGUUGCUUGUGACAAAGAAUCUUCGAGUUUGUGAGGACUGCCAUGUUGUCAUCAAGCUGAUUUCACAGAUUGAGCAGCGUGAAAUUAUCAUAAGAGAUGUUAACCGCUAUCACCACUUUGUAAAUGGUGAAUGUUCAUGCAAAGACCAUUGGUAACUUACACAAGCAAGAGUAUUGUUGUACACUAUCUAUUCCAUGGAAAUUAAAAAUGUCAGAAUGGUAAUCUUAUGUGAAAAACAAGACUAAUUUUACAAGCAUCCUUCUGAAGUGCUACUUAUUAGAUGUCUUAUAGAAUGCUUUAGACAAUGCACAUUACUUUUGCUGUGGAAUUUUCAGUCUAAAUCUUACAUGCAUAUAAGAAGGGCUCAUGAUGUUAAGGGCUGAGUAACCCAUUUUGUUGUUAGUGUUUUUGUAUUUUUUCUAAUAUAGGCAUAUAUUAAACACAAAAUAUGGUUAAAGUACACUAAAGGGUCAGUUGAGAGAGAUGCAUUUACUGGGAACACUGGAUAAUACACUGCGAAUAAACUCUCUGUUUUGUCUGAAAGCACCUUUAACUCUUUCAGUUCAAUUACUGGCUGGAGCAUUAUAAGGGAUCACAAAAAUGAUGUAGCUUGACACCUUUUCUUUUUACCACCUUCCCUUCAUAUGUUUGCUAUAUCAUGAUAUUUUAAUUAGUUAUGCUACAAACACUUUCUGCUACCAAUUUAUCAUGUUGAUGUGCUGAUGUUGACAUACUUGCAACUCUAAGUGGCCAGAGAUCACAGAGACAAUUCGAUUUGAAGAAGGCCAGCCAAAAGUCUACUGAUAGGUACAUAGUCUCUCAUUACUCUACUAUGUUAUUUCGUUGAACAAUUGAAGGGCAGGCCUGGUGCAGUGAUGAUAGUUGUUUCACUAGGUCGUGAGUUAGAAGCAGCCUCUCCGCUUUUAUGGGGGAAGGCAUGAAGACUCCACUCACGUGGGAGCCUCAAGCAUUGGGCCUGCCUGCCCUUUUUUUAUCGUGUAGUUCCUGACGUGUACAUGUUCACUGUAAGAUAAUCUGCUGCCCCCUUUUGAACUUUUGCUGCAGCAGAGAGAUUGUAUUUUGGUCAGCUCUUGCUGUCCAACUAUUGUACUGUAGGAGUAUGGCAAUAGGCUAAUGAUAUAGUGGCAUACAUCAGUCAUGUAGUAGUAGCUGAAGGCUGAGCUAAGCCAUGUACUAGUGUACCAUAUAGCUGUACUAGACUUGUAUAUAUACUAGGCAAUGCAAUAGAGCAAAGCAGUUCAGUUGCUGCA